Molecule: messenger RNA, 2517 nt
Organism: Phacochoerus africanus (Common warthog)
Lineage: Eukaryota; Metazoa; Chordata; Mammalia; Artiodactyla; Suidae
Gene: VPS33A
Product: VPS33A core subunit of CORVET and HOPS complexes
Exons: 13
Coding region: 84-1874 (596 amino acids)
Biological process (GO): intracellular protein transport; vesicle-mediated transport
Cellular component (GO): CORVET complex; lysosome
Source: RefSeq, a predicted model, not a curated record
GUCACGUGACUGCGCCCGUGGGCUCUGCUGGGGAAAAGCCGAUUCAGUUGGAUCGAGGGGGGAAUAGGGGGCGGUGGGGCAAGAUGGCGGCGCACUUAUCCUAUGGGCGAGUUAACCUGAACGUGCUGCGCGAGGCGGUGCGUCGCGAGCUGCGAGAGUUCCUGGACAAGUGCGCGGGAAGCAAGGCAAUAGUUUGGGAUGAGUACCUCACAGGACCAUUUGGCCUGAUUGCACAGUACUCAUUACUGAAGGAACAUGAAGUGGAAAAAAUGUUCACACUUAAAGGAAGUCGUUUGCCAGCAGCUGAUGUCAAGAACAUUAUUUUUUUUGUCAGACCCAGGCUAGAAUUGAUGGAUAUAAUUGCUGAAAAUGUGCUCAGUGAAGACAGACGUGGCCCAGCCAGAGAUUUCCACAUUUUGUUUGUACCACGACGUAGCUUAUUGUGUGAACAGCGGUUAAAGGAUCUGGGUGUCUUGGGAUCCUUCAUUCAUAGGGAGGAGUACAGCCUAGAUCUCAUUCCAUUUGAUGGGGAUCUCUUAUCCAUGGAGUCAGAGAGUGCAUUCAAAGAAUGCUACCUGGAGAGCGACCAGACCAGCCUAUACCAUGCUGCCAAGGGCCUGAUGACACUGCAAGCUCUGUACGGGACGAUCCCCCAGAUCUUCGGGAAAGGAGAGUGCGCCCGGCAAGUGGCCAAUAUGAUGAUUCGAAUGAAGAGAGAGUUUACAGGAAGCCAAAAUUCAAUAUUUCCUGUUUUUGAUAAUCUCCUGUUGCUCGAUCGGAAUGUGGAUUUAUUAACGCCUCUUGCCACUCAGCUUACAUACGAAGGACUCAUUGAUGAGAUUUAUGGCAUUCAGAACAGUUUUGUGAAAUUACCUCCGGAGAAAUUUGCACCUAAGAAACAGGGUGAUAGUGGGAAGGAUCUUCCCACGGAAGCAAAGAAGCUUCAGCUGAAUUCUGCGGAGGAGCUGUAUGCUGAGAUCCGAGAUAAAAACUUCAACGCGGUAGGCUCCGUGCUGAGCAAGAAAGCAAAGGUGAUCUCUGCAGCGUUUGAGGAAAGGCACAACGCCAAGACAGUUGGGGAGAUCAAGCAGUUCGUUUCACAGCUGCCCCACAUGCAGGCAGCAAGAGGCUCACUCGCAAACCAUACCUCGAUUGCAGAGCUAAUCAAAGAUGUUACUACUUCUGAAGACUUCUUUGAUAAAUUAACAGUGGAGCAGGAGUUUAUGUCUGGAAUAGACACUGAUAAGGUCAACAGUUACAUUGAGGAUUGUAUUGCCCAGAAACAUCCACUGAUCAAAGUGUUAAGACUGGUUUGCCUCCAAUCCGUGUGCAAUAGUGGACUAAAACAAAAGGUUUUGGAUUAUUAUAAAAGAGAAAUUCUGCAGACCUAUGGCUUUGAGCACAUACUGACCUUACACAACCUGGAGAAGGCUGGCCUGCUGAAACCACAGACAGGGGGCAGAAAUAAUUACCCUACCAUCCGGAAGACAUUACGCCUCUGGAUGGAUGAUGUAAAUGAACAAAAUCCCACGGACAUAUCGUAUGUGUACAGUGGCUAUGCCCCUCUCAGUGUGCGGCUGGCCCAGCUGCUUUCCCGGCCCGGCUGGCGGAGUAUCGAGGAAGUUCUCCGCAUCCUCCCAGGGCCCCACUUUGAGGAACGGCAGCCAUUGCCCACAGGACUGCAAAAGAAACGUCAACCAGGAGAAAACCGAAUCACUCUGAUAUUUUUCCUCGGGGGUGUAACCUUUGCUGAAAUUGCUGCCCUGCGAUUUCUUUCCCAGUUGGAAGACGGAGGUACAGAGUAUGUAAUCGCCACCACUAAACUCAUGAACGGGGCCAGCUGGAUAGAGUCGCUAAUGGAAAAACCUUUCUAGGGCAUUCAAAGUACACCUACCAGUGAACUACAGAAUAAACUGCUCCUUUGAAGAAGUUGCUGGAAGGAAGUGCAACCCUAUGGAGGAAUAACACGAGAAUAUAGAAGUUACUCUGGGGUCAGCUUCUUAAAUUAUGCUGUUUUCUCCUUUCUACUUCUCUUUUGUCUUCCUAAUUUCUUAAAGAAAGAAGAAUGGAAGAGAAUCAACUUGUGUAAAAGAAAUACCAGUUUUUAAAUGUUAGGAGCUCAGGAUCUUCAUUAGAGACAUCUGGAAAUAUAUUUAGGAUGGUGAGGCUGGAUAGUCUAUACAGCCACACAAAAGGGGCCAGUUCCAAAACUGCUGUGGCUCUGGUUACAGCUGUGGCUCAGGUUCGUUCCCUGGCCUGGGAAUUUGCAGCCAAAAAAAAGUGGGGACCAAGCAGGCAAGCAGGUAAAAAUGAAAAUCAAAGUGGGAAGUCCAACCCCCAAUAAUAGUGCUGAAUUUCUGAAAGAUGUAUCAUGCAUAUGGAAGUGGUUAAAUGUUGAGGGGCCAAGAGCUAACAUUAUGACUGAUUUGAGAUUUCUUUUUCCCGCAGAACAUGACACAUUACAUUCAGUGUCCCCAGUUUCUAUUUUAUCUGGUCGUUAAAGCAAGUUUAUGGUUC